This is a messenger RNA of Nerophis lumbriciformis (worm pipefish), 7017 nucleotides long. RefSeq names its product seizure protein 6 homolog. The record is from RefSeq and is a predicted model, not a curated record. Lineage: Eukaryota; Metazoa; Chordata; Actinopteri; Syngnathiformes; Syngnathidae.
GCGGUGCUGAAGGCAGGCUGUCUCCUCUCCAAUGUGCCGCCAGCUCGCACUCUCUCCUCUUACUGAGCGUCCGAAUUAAACAAGGACCUCCGCGGUCUACUUGAUCCAUGUCCGCUGUCCUCGCACAGACAAUUCAACGCGGAAGUCAAGCAGCGAAGCGUUAAGGAUUCAACUUUGCUUUUUGGUUUUAAACGCCCGAUCGUCUCGACUUGCUUUUUUUUUUUUUUCGGUGCGUUUUCCUCUUUCUCCUUCUUCUCCGACACAAGGACGUUAUUCUGCCGCUCGGCGACCUCCACUUUGGGAACAUUUGAAGAGCAUGAGAGUGUCUUGCACGGCGAAGAGCAUGUUGGCGCUUUGGCUUCUUGCAGCUGCCGUGACCACGACCCACGGACGAGGUCCAAAUGAAAAUGAUGGCAUCAGGAGGGCGACUUUAGAUAUAAACAACGAUCACAUUACACACCCAUCAACAGAAGACACAGAAGGUGAUGUCCCUUGGGCCACCACUGCAUCACCGAUUAACAGCCCGGACCACCAUCCAGUCCUUAAGGGUUUGAUGCUUCAUGAGCACCUUCUCUUACGGGACUUUCAGGGUGACCAGCACUUUUUUCGAAACGAUGGCUCUGUGGUGGCGUAUCCCACCAUGCCAAGCUCUGCCUCAGAUUCAGUGCAGCCAGUCACUCAAACAAUUCCCCAUGAGGAUGCUCCAGCUUUCUCAGACAUCGCCUCGACGGCUACAGUGGCUGCCACAUCAUCACUUACCACAUUCUCCUCAACAACACCCAAACCUCUGAUGUCUCUUCUCCAGAAGUCCUCCCUCACCACACAAGUAACACCAAAUAAUGACAAGACACCAGAGUCUUCUUUUACAUUGCAGAGAGAUCAACCCAAACCUUGGAGCGCUAUAAGCGGAGAUGCAAAUAUUGCACCCUCCACAAUGAGAAUGGAGAAAGAGCAGUCAAAGGAAACAACUCCAAAAGACAAACCCAGUCCCAAACCGCCAUUCCCAAACCUAACAUCCCAAACAGAGGGUGGUGCCACAACGUCAACUUCUCUAAUCACGACUACGACAAUAACCACCAUGCAAACAUCUGAGCCGUGCAGCCUAAAUUUCACUGACCCUGAGGGCAACAUUGAAAUCCUGCAGCAGCUUGACGCCACAAUGGAGUGCAACUACUUGAUUACGGUCUACCUGGGGUAUGGCAUCGAGGUUCAGGUCCUGAAUGCAAGUAUGUCAGAAGGGGAGCAAGUGACAGUGGAGGACACAGGUGGCCGAGAAGCUUUCGCCCUUGCUAAUGAGACGGUCCUAAUACGUGGACUCGUAUUACGUAGUCGGAGCAACCAGAUCUCUAUCCGUUUUCGUAGCGACCAACAGCGUAACUCCGGAGUCCUCCAGCUUCAUUACCAAGCCUUUGUGCUGAGCUGUGUGUUUCCCAAAGAGCCUUCUGGGGGAGAAGUUUCCGUGACGCACCUCUACGCUGGCGGAGAAGCUUACUUCAACUGCUUCACUGGCUACAGGUUGAGAGGUCCCAAAACGCUCACCUGCCGCAACGCCACCACACCUUACUGGAGUGGAAAGGAGCCCCAGUGUGUGGCGUCCUGUGGGGGAAUGAUAAAAAAUGUCACCUAUGGCCGCAUUGUCUCGCCUGGAUUUCCUGGCAACUACAGCAACAACCUGACAUGCCACUGGGUCCUGGAGGCCCCCGAGGACCACCGGAUACAUAUUCACUUUGAGAAAGUGGCGCUGGCAGAGGAUGACGACAGGCUGCUGAUUAAGAAUGGCAACCAUAUCGACUCCCCGCCUGUGUAUGACUCCUAUGAAGUGGAGUAUUUGCCCAUCGAGGGGGUGCUGAGCACAGGACGAUAUCUGUUUGUGGAGUUUACAACAGACGGCACGCUGACCUCCACCGGUGCCGCCAUCAGAUAUGAAGCUUUUGCAAAAGGAACGUGCUACCAGCCUUUUGUGAAGUACGGCAAUUUCAGCAGCAGUGACUCAACCUAUAGUGUGGGUGCUGUGGUGGAGUUCUCGUGCGACCCGGGUUACACGAUGGAGCAAGGCUGUGUUGUCAUCGAGUGUGUGGACGCUGAAAACGCUCAGUGGAACGAGACCGAGCCGGCCUGCAGGGCUGUUUGCAGCGGGGAGAUCACAGACUCUGCCGGUGUGGUGUUGUCUCCUAACUGGCCGGAGGCCUACGACAAGGGCCAGGACUGCAUCUGGGGCGUCCAUGUGGAAGAGGACAAGAGGAUCAUGCUCGAUAUCCAAGUACUUAACCUGGGUAAAAAUGACCUCCUGACAUUCUACGACGGUGAUGACCUGUCCGCCAACAUUCUUGGUCAAUACAGCGGCAAACGUCCUCACUUCAAGCUCUACACGUCCAUGGCUGAUGUCACCGUUCAGUUUCAGUCAGAUCCUGCUACAAACAUCUAUGGUUACAACAAUGGCUUUGUGGUGCACUUCUUUGAGGUCCCAAGGAACGACACUUGCUCCGAGUUGCCAGAGAUCACCAAUGGCUGGAAGAGCACGUCCCAUCCUGACCUCAUCCAUGGCACCGUUGUCACCUACCAGUGCUACCCUGGAUAUGAAUUGGUGGGCUCUGAGAUUCUCAUGUGCCAAUGGGAUCUCAGUUGGAGCGGGGACGUGCCGAAAUGUCAGCAAGUGACGACAUGUCAGGACCCUGGAAAUGUGGAGCACAGUCGGCGGGUGAUCACGGGCAGCCGCUUUGCCGUUGGAUCAUCUGUGCAGUUUGUCUGUAACAAAGGCUACACAUUGUCAGGCAGCAACAAUGUCCUUACUUGCUACAACAGAGAUUCAGCCAAACCCAAGUGGAGCGAUCGUCUGCCCAAGUGUGUUCCUGAAAAGUACGAGCCAUGCAGGAAUCCCGGUGCUCCGUCCACCAGUGCACAAAGUUCCGAAAAGGCUUUCUACCAAGCAGGCGAGACCCUGACCUUCGCCUGCCACCCGGGCUACGAUCUUCAGGGCGGUGCCACCAUCUACUGCAUCCCUGGACAUCCGUCACAGUGGAACAGCACACCACCUGCUUGUCGAGCCUCCUCCAGUCAAUAUGUGAACGAACGCAGGUUGGACGUUGUCAAUACCGAUUAUGGUAUUGAGGGAACCAAUAUCGCCCUCGCCGUCUUCAUUCCAACUGCAAUCAUUUUGGUGGUUGUCCUUGGGAUUUAUGUCUGUGCUGCGAAAUAUCAAGGGAAGUCUAUCAGCAUGCCGACAGCCUCGCCACCGUAUGACAACAUGGCGGAGGAGUCGGCCUUCGAUAACCCAGUUUAUGACAGAGGAGUAAGUACGGAUGUGAUGAGCAUGCAAGAUGUGGACUCACAAAACACCAGCGUGCUGUCCUGAUCCUCUCCCCUUGUCUGAGGGGGCCAUCUUGUCUCCAUCUCAUGAUUCGCCAGAAGAGGGCACUCACAACUCAUCUUCCCAUCACCCAAAGCAAUGCAAGUGAUACUUGCAUUACUACGUCACUGCUGCACAAUAUAUAAGUGAGGACACCAUUGCAGGGUCAAAAGGGGAACUUCACUUUUUGGGGGUUUUUGCCCAUCAUUCACAAUCCUUAUGUAAAACAAGAACACAUAUGUUUUUCUUUUUUUAUGCAUUCUAAAUAUUAAAUAAACGCGAUCAAAAGUAUGUUUACAAUGGAGCCUAUGGGAGUCGCUCUAUUCUGCACUUAAAAGACAUCCUUACACCUACAUUAAGGGUUUGCAUACACGAUGUAAGUAUAUACUGUAUGUAAUGUAAUAAGAACAUUUAAUGUUGCUCAUUUUCUUUUCAUUUCAUUUAUUUUUUUAUUUCAGGCAAUGACAUAAAAAAGUACAAAGUUGACAACACAUAAGGUGAUUGUCCAGUUUUGCCUGAAAGGGAGUGGGAAGAAGAUAAUUUAUUUAAUCCCACCCCCAGUUCUCCAUUCAGUGAUUAUUCACAUGAGUUUCACUCUUACUUUGUUCAAGGAUUAUAAUACAGAUGUUGUAUCAUAGUGGCAUUACCACAGGUAACAAUAAUUAUUACACUGUAACAAUCAUUUGUAUCAACAAUGUAGGAAUAAUGAAUAUACCAACAAUGGUAAUAGACAACAUAGCAAUAAUGGUAAGGAAACAUUGAGCACAUGUUAACACUUUGAGACAGAGUACAACAGCAGGUCAAAUUAAAUUUUAAGCAUAUGCGGCACAUUAAUUUAAAAAACGCACGUUCGCUUUUUUUCCAACAACUACUUGCUGCAGACAGAGAGGGCGGGAGCACAUUACACCAGUUUUAAAGUUGCUCCCUUUCCACGUCAAGGUCUGUUUUAAAGUUAAAUGAUCAGUUUUCAAAUGUUUUAAUGGACUUGCGCCUUCUUAUCUAUCUGGCCUACUUUUACCGUGUCAACUCUCGCAGAUCCUGAGAUCCUGUGGCACUGGCUUUUUAGCUUUACCAAAUACCAGAACUAAGACCCAUGGUGGGGCGGCAUUUUAAAAAAGAUGGCUCUGGGAGCCAGAGAGCCUCAGGACUGCAGAAACAGUUGAAAUAUUAUUUUUUUUAAAUGACUAAAGACACACCUUUUUAAUCAGGCUUUUUACUGAUCAUGUUAAACUCUUGUGUUUUUUUUUUAAUUUAUAGUGUUGUUUUCUAUCUUAUUUAAUAAUAUUAUCACUAUUAUUCUCUCAAUGUUAUUCUCUCAAUGUCUCUCAAACAUAUUAAUGUAAUAUUUAUAUCACAUUUAUAGCAAAUUCAACUUCACGGCAAAAGCUACUUCAUAAAUAGAUAUACAUUACUGCUAUCUAAUGCUUGGAAUUGCAACUGCAAAGUCUAUUAUAUUAUACUUGCAAAUGAGACUCAGAAAUGUAAUAAGGAAACAAGAUAUAACAAGUGGACAGCAGAGUUAUCAUCAUCAGCUCAUUUUUAAAUGUUACAUUAAGACAAUUAUUGUUAUUAGCAAACUAUUUACAUUUAUUAACACACACAAAAGUACUGAAAAAUGGUAUCGUUGAGUACCAGUAUGAUUCCCAGGUACCCUAUCCCAUCCCUAGUCUUGAAUGUAUAAUUGUAAUGUAAUAUAUUUUAAUAUAAUAUUUGUUGAAUUAAGACUAAGUGGUCCAGUCAUCCCCAUGAUGUAUUUAAUUAGGAGAGGUUUUUUACACCAAUGUUUUGCCAUUUAGUGAAAGUUAAACAUUUUUAUUACACUUCUCAUUUUUAACAUCACUCAUUUGGAAUGUUUCACUUCCAUUUGUCUGUUUUAUGCCAUCGCAACAGAUUGUAUUUUGUGUACAAGUGUGGAUACAUACUGAUCAUAUUCAUAUUACAGCCAUCAGAGUGUAUAGAAAAUAUUUGUUCUGGUUGUGUGUUUUGGUUUUAACAUCAAAUGUCCUCUACUAUCCUCCCUCCUUUUCCUUCAGCACUGGCAGACACAUUCUAGAUACUAAACCCUGUCAGUAUGUUCAUUUUGGCGCCGCUUCAUAACGACUAUGAGGUGAGCCUGUUGCUGAGAGCGCAUCUCACACACUUUCACCUGAGCCUCCAGAAUAAUCCUUUGAUUACUUGGUCACACCCAUUUAUGCGCCGUGGUGGUGAAUAAUGUACUUAUGUAUGCGAAGGUUAAUUAUAUUGGUGACAUCAUGUCUCCCUUAAGCGAAACACAUCAUCAUGAAUCGUGCACAUAACAUUAUUGGAAAUUAGCACGUGUUUAACAUUAAAGGUUGCUUUUUUACAAACUACUACUUAGAAAAUACACACAACAUUAUAUGGUAUCAGAAAAAUGCAGCCAGAACAAUAUAAUUUUGCAGUCAACUGCCAAUAUACUAACGUAAUUGCAGCACGGUGUUAUGUAAUACUGGCACUUCACUAGUAUGUACUAAAAGCAAAGUUUUACACACAUAAGGCCUGAUCUAGUAAAGCUGUUAUAAUGGAUCUAGGAGAUCUAUUGUGAUAAUUUAUCACCUAUAUGAAAAAAUAAAAAAUUAUUAAAAAAAAAAGACAUCAGACACUAAAACAAAUCAAUUGAAUUUGUUUUAAACCAGUCCGUUAAAUCUUCCACCAAAUAUAAAAUUACAAAAUGGUAUCGCUCAAUAGAAGAUAUGUUCAAAUAUAUUAACAUGCACACAGAUGGAACACUCUCUGUUCAUUGUCUGUAUUUUUUAUGCAGUUAUUUUUGCUGUAUUUAUCUGACACAUGUGAAAGGGUGGUCCGUGAAAAUAAUGUCUCCAUUAAACCAGUCGCUAGUGCAAAAAAGUUUGGGGACCUGUGGUCUGGAUCAUAUAUAUUGGCUACGCUUUGAGGUAAAUGUUGUGUAAACGUUGCUCUACAGUCACUUUUAUAACCCACUUUCUAUGUCCGUGUGUCGAGGCAUUCUUUUCAGAUUGCAAAUGAAACCACACCUAACCCGCUCAAAAAGUAUCAGAAUUUAUGUUUUGAAAAUGUACACUGUGUCACUGAUUAUUUUUUUUGCAUUUUUUUUAUCAUAAACAUUAUUAUAGAUUCAUCCGGUCACAACAUUAGAUACACCUGCCUAUAUUUGGAUGGCAAAGAAAAGCAUAAAUGCAUAAAAAAGCUGAAUGUAUGUACGGUAUUUGGAGGCUGCACAUAUACAGCGUGUAUGUUUUAAAAAUGCCAUCAGCUGCCCUUUGACUGAUUUGUGUGUCUGAUCUUUACAGGACUAAUGAAAAAAAGAUUAAGGUGUCAAUUUAGAGACCUUGAAUUGCUCAAGCUUUGCCUCGGGAUCUUCCUCUGCACUGCUCAUCUUUUCCUUUCAAGUAUUCUGUAAAUAUGUCUUUCCAAGGUCAACUCUAUGAAUUUGUGGAUCACCAAGGUGAUAUUUUUAUAAACUAAAUUGCUGAUGACCGAAGGUGAUUACAUAAAUUCUCUGUAUUUUUGAUGCCCCAACUCAGUCUCUGUUAGACCUUAAGGGGAAAGGGGCUUUGUUGAAACCCAUUCCCAUUCCCAGUCACAUCGUUCCACUUUAAUCAUUGAUUUGCCACAUACUGUAUUUUGUUUGUGUGUAUGAAUCUGCUUUUUGUAAAUAAACUGCCUGUCCAAUA